GCCAGCUUUUUUUUUAUAAAACGUACAUGUAUAAACAUCACAUAGUACAGCAGCAGUUUAGCAGGACAAUGCACGUAAACGAACCUGCAUGCUUAAUCUAUUUGUCAGCUUGCAUUUAUGCACGUUGCCGGCAUACAUGUUAUUUGCUCUGCCUGUCUCGGAUUAAUAAAUCGAAUUUGGUAAAUUGAGUAGCGAGCCCAGAUUUGCUUUUGAUAACCAAAAAAUAACAGGCAAGUGACAUCUGGAUCGGGAAUGAAAGAGAAAUGAGAAGACAGACUGGAAUAAGCAGGCCUUCUUAGUUGCUGUUGUUGGUACGACCUAGUAUUUCAUUGAGUAGAUAUUAGAGAAAAGGCUGUGUGGUGACUCUUGUUCUCGAUAAGAUCGUUUUUCUCAAAUGAGGGCAAGCGCUCGCUCACAUGUUGUGUGUGUGUGUGCUUCUGCCAUGACUGUCACUUAUUACUUAAUGUACUACGUAAC
Zychaea mexicana is the source of this 477-nucleotide messenger RNA. RefSeq lists its product as uncharacterized. Lineage: Eukaryota; Fungi; Mucoromycota; Mucoromycetes; Mucorales; Lichtheimiaceae. The record is from RefSeq and is a predicted model, not a curated record. The coding region runs from base 27 to 188 and encodes 53 amino acids. The transcript has a single exon.